AUGAUGAUAGUUGUUACCUCUGAGGAAGCCUUUAAGGAGCUUCUGUCUCAUCACGAGAAGGUUGCUGUUGACUUCUCUGCCACCUGGUGCGGCUCGUGCGAAGAAGUCAGCCCAAAAUUUGAAGCUAUGUCCUUGGAGUACCCGGAGAUUGUGUUCUGCAACGUCGACAUUGAUCAACAGCCGCUUGUUUCCGAGAAGGCUGGCGUCCGCUCUGUGCCCACUUUCCAGGCGUAUUUGAAUGGUGAGAAGAAAGAUGAAUCACAAGGCGCUGACAUGGCCAAGCUUAAGAGGCUGGUGGAGGAGUUAAACAACGCCUGA
Molecule: messenger RNA, 318 nt
Organism: Metarhizium robertsii ARSEF 23
Lineage: Eukaryota; Fungi; Ascomycota; Sordariomycetes; Hypocreales; Clavicipitaceae
Product: Thioredoxin-like fold protein
Exons: 1
Coding region: 1-318 (105 amino acids)
Molecular function (GO): protein-disulfide reductase activity
Source: RefSeq, a predicted model, not a curated record